CAGCGGGCGGGCGGGCCCGCCGGCGGGCCGGGAGCGGGUGCGCUGUGCGGGCGGCUGCCGCCAUGCCCAUGUACAAGGUGAGGCCCUUCCACAGGGUCGGCGGGGAGGUGCUGGCGGAGCAGCUGCCCACCUGCAUGUACCGCCUGCCCAACCUCCACCGCCUCCCCUCGACCGCCGCGUCGCCGCCGCCGCCGCCGCUGCCGCAGGAAGAGGUUGACCCGUCACUUCAAGCACUUGAAUCCCGCCAGGAGGAGAUUCUAAAACGCUUGUAUGAACUGAAGAGUGCUGUCGAUGGUCUCUCAAAGAUGAUACAAACCCCAGAUGCUGACUUUGAUGUAACUAAUAUCAUUCAAACUGAUGAAUGUUCUCCUUUGACAACAAAUGGAGCAGAUUUAGAUUUGAUGCUUGGAAAGGAUUAUGGUGCCCUGAAAGAUAUUGUAAUCAACGCAAAUCCUUCUCUACCUCCGCUGUCAUUAUUAGUACUACACAGCCUGCUUUGUGAACGCUAUAAAAUAUUAUCAGCUGUUCACACACAUUCAUCAGUGAAAAGCGUGCCAGAAAACCUCUUGAAAUGCUUCGGAGAGCAGACUAAGAAGCAACCACGUCACGAAUAUCAGUUGGGCUUUACUCUUAUUUGGAAGGAUGUUCCAAAACCCCAGAUGAAGUUUAGCAUUCAAACAAUGUGCCCUAUUGAAGGAGAGGGGAACAUCGCUAGAUUUCUCUUUUCCCUGUUUGGCCAGAAGUACAAUGCAGUUACUUCAACUCUGAUUGACAGCUGGGUUGAUACAGCCAUCUUCCAGCUAAAAGAAGGUAGCAGUAAGGAAAAAGGAGCAGUCUUGCGCUCUAUGAAUGCUGCCCUAGGCAAGACACCGUGGUUGGUGGGAAAUGAACUCACCGUAGCAGACAUUGUUGCGUGGUGUGCACUUCAGCAGACAGGUAGCGCAAAUGCCGCCCCAGCCAACGUUCAAAAAUGGAUGAAGUCGUGUGAGAACUUGGCACCUUUCACUUCUGUUAUGAAGCUACUAAAAUAAGCCUGUACUCUUCAUAAUGGUGUUAUUUUAAUCUUACUCCACCUCAUGCCUGCUGUAGUGGUUUGAGUCCUUUCUGAGAUGUAUUCAAAGUACUACAGUUGGACAGAAUUCUCAAGUCAAUAAAAACAUGACAACUA
Messenger RNA from Aquila chrysaetos chrysaetos, 1168 nucleotides. RefSeq names its product aminoacyl tRNA synthetase complex interacting multifunctional protein 2 (gene AIMP2). The record is from RefSeq and is a predicted model, not a curated record. Gene Ontology annotation, cellular component: aminoacyl-tRNA synthetase multienzyme complex. The coding region runs from base 63 to 1031 and encodes 322 amino acids. The transcript is spliced from 4 exons. NCBI's taxonomy places the organism in Eukaryota, Metazoa, Chordata, Aves, Accipitriformes, Accipitridae.